Bicyclus anynana (squinting bush brown) is the source of this 1492-nucleotide messenger RNA. RefSeq lists its product as uncharacterized. The coding region runs from base 1 to 936 and encodes 311 amino acids. The record is from RefSeq and is a predicted model, not a curated record. The transcript has 7 exons. Lineage: Eukaryota; Metazoa; Arthropoda; Insecta; Lepidoptera; Nymphalidae.
AUGGUAAAUGAUGUUGCAGGUGACAGUGAGGAAGGCCAUAUUGGACGGCGUGCGCGGGCUGCGCACGCACUUCGGCGCCGAGCUGCCCUCGCGCGAGCUGAGCGUGCUGUACGAGCAGCUCCUCGACCACCCCAAGUGCGAGGCGGCGGCGCUGCAGUCGCUGGCGGCGAGCGCGUGGCGGGCGACGCGCGGCCCACCAUCCUCGCGCUGUACGGCGCGGCGGGCGAAGCGCUCACUCCUGAGGCUUUCCAGAAAAUUCUAGAUUCGGAAGUGUCGCCGCGCUUCUACGAGCAGUACACGGCGCUGCGCGUGCGUGCGCUGGCGGGCACGGGCGCGGACGCUACUGACGCUACCGAGCACGCCGAGCACGCCGAGCACGCGGACGAGCGCGCGCUGCAGCACCGCGUGCGCUGCGGGCACGUGGACAUGGACACGUGCGAGGCGGUAUGUUGGUGUAUACACGCCAGAGUGCCGUUCAGUGAGUGCGUGCUGCAGGCGGCCAUCUUGUGUUACGAGCGCUUCCCCGCCAACAAGAGGAAGGAGGUCGUGGUGCACUCCCUGUCGAGAGCCGAUGCGGAGCUGAGAUCUUGUACAGUAAAGUUCCUGAUCGCCGAAUCAGUCCGCGCGGUCCCCGGCGCUGGGUGGCUUCGGCUGUGGCGCGAUAUGUUCGACGAUGAGGACGGCAGGGACGCGGUGGUGGCGGAGUGCUGCGACCUGGUGUUCGCUGACGUGCUGCGCUGCGUCACAGAUGUGCUGCACAGCAUUGUGGGUGACGAGGUAAAGGACAUAGCACCGAACCCCGAACCAGCGGAUCCAGUGCGAGACUUCUUCACCCGACUGGCCGGUUCCGACGGCGAGGUCGACUGGCAGGAACUGAAGGAGAUCCUCGACUACGCCAUGAGAGAGGGACUUGCCGCUACACACGUGUGCCGUUGAAGCAAUGCUUCUUAAGUUCUCCGAAGCGCUACUGUGUGCGCCGGACACCCUUGCUGACAAGUGUCCGCCGCGAGACGUGCUCACAGCGCUCGAGGUGAGAUACUAUCAUCGUCAGCCGAUGAACAACCACUGCUGAACACGCGCCUCUUGUAUAAAUCGUCUCCAAAGAGUAAAAGAAUCUUUUGUAGGUUUGGGUGUACUCUUCUAUAACAAGAUCCCCAAGAUUGUGAUGGACCUGCCAAUGCAUAGCUUUAAGCAAUGUGUUAAAAAACAUUUACUUAGUCGAGGUUACUACAACAUUGAUGAGUUCCUUAAAGAUAAAAGCGCUUGGAGGCCAUUGGAUCAGCUUCCACCUUCACACAGGAAAUAAAACUAUAAGAAAUUGUAAUUUAAUUGUUAUCAAUUGUAAAUUAUAAUACUGUAUGACUUUUUCAAAAGAAUCUUCUCAGCAGAACCUGCCUUCCGAACCGGUGGUAGAAUCUUUACAAAUAGUCAACUGACGUGUCAAAACUGCUUGUAAACUGAGCCUACUUGAAAUAAAUGAUUUUUGAUUUGA